This is a messenger RNA of Penicillium nucicola, 4362 nucleotides long. RefSeq lists its product as uncharacterized. NCBI's taxonomy places the organism in Eukaryota, Fungi, Ascomycota, Eurotiomycetes, Eurotiales, Aspergillaceae. The transcript has 4 exons. Gene Ontology annotation, biological process: mitotic cell cycle. Bases 1 to 4362 code for a protein of 1453 amino acids. The record is from RefSeq and is a predicted model, not a curated record.
AUGGCGCGUGCUGCAUCAACAGCUGCAGCCGACGCGAAGAAGAAAACCGUUCGAAAGGCUACACCAGCCAGACCAACCGCGACCACACCAACCAACUUUGAUUCGGAUGAUACGGACGAUGAGUUGGGCUUCAUUGCCACUAAGCCUGCGAAAUCUCAAGGACGUCCCCCUGGCCGUCCAGCAGUCAAAUCUAAGACGACUAUCAGUAGUCGCAGCAAGAAAGCAACGCCAGAGCCGAUUACCGAAAAGCCAAAUGCGAGCACAGUGGACGAAGAUGGGUCCGGGCAGCAAACAGAUGCACCCAAGAAACGACCCGGCAGACCACGAAAGAACCAACCCGUGAAAGAAACCCCUUCCGGAAAGCCAGAAACUGCACCCAAACCCAGGGGUCGACCAAGAGCUGGAACACCCGCCAAGGCCUCGGCGACCCGUGAAACCGCAGCAUCCAGCAGGAGAACACGAGGCGUGACUGAAGUCACUGAGGAGAAAAGGCCGAAUCAGAUCACAAUUGCGACGAACUCUACUGCUAUGCGAUCCAAUUUGCUUCGUGGACCCGCCAAGAAGAAGACGGUCACGUUUCAAGACAUGUCUGAAUCCGAAGAGGAAGAGCCGAGUGCCCCUACGUCGCCGGCAGUUGGUCGCAAAAAGCCAGCUGCCAAGGUCGCCAGCACUGGAAAGACUGGUCUUAAGGCGACGCCAGUUCGGAAACCUGCGACAGCAGCCACACGAGGACGGAAGGCAGCUGGACCCAAGAAAGCCGCGACCAAGCCAUUGUCCCCCAAGAAGACCAAACAGAUGGGCAAUACCCUAUCAGCAUACACCAGCUCCGACGGAGAAGAUGACGAGUUGAAUACACUGAAGGACAUUGUCAAGAGUCCCGUCAGGCUUGUUGUGCAUUCACCUGUCAAGCACGGGCUGGAAACGACUGGACUUAGCUCCCCUGUACGGAAAAUUAACUUCACUCCCAAGAAGGCGUCCAGCUUUGUUGACGAAAAUGGCGAACCGAAACUACCAACCCCCAAACACGGAUCAGAAGGCACCAGCCUCAGCUCUCCAGUCCGACGAAUCAACUUUACGCCAAAUCGCAGCCAGAACACGGUGGCCGACAGUGGUCAUCUCCCUCUUCCGGCUGCAAAUGCCGUUGAUUUCACUGAUUCAGUGUUCAUGUGUAGCCCCGCUAGACGACCGCCGCCAACCUCGUCCCCAUUCAAAUUCUCCCUGCGAGAUAGUCAGAGAGGAGGCUCACUCUUCCGGGACUCAGCAAACGCGACUGCGGCACCCGACUUUGCCCCAUCUCAUACAUCUCCCCUCAAAAGCUCCCCAAAGAAAGGAAAUUUGGGUGCUUCUUUCUCGCAGUCACCGUUCAAAAGCUCCACUCCAGCAGUUCCAGCUCGGACUCCCUUGUUCCAAAGCCCAGCUAAGAGAAUAGCUUCUCCAUUGAAGAGCUCAAUAUUCUCUACUCGCGCCUCAGUAAUUCAGUCCCCCGCUACACCGGAACAAGGAACACCCUCGAAGCCAUUGGAAAUUGAGCGAACUACCCCCAAAUAUUCGCCGAGGGCUGAAGAACAGGAUCAGUCUGCCGUUGACAAGGACUCGGAGAUGGUCGAGGAUGUGGCUCGAGAUGUCUUUGGAAUUGAGCUCUCGUUUGAGAAUAGCCCCUCAGAAUCCCCUCUCCAAGCUGAUAAGCUCGAAUUUCAGGAGGCGGAAGAGGCAAAUCAGGACGAGAUCGAUCCUAUCUUUACCGACAUGGAGAUUGAAGAACAAGACUCAGUUCCUGAAGAGGCCGAGGAUGUCGAAGACGGUUUCAACUAUGAGUACGAAGAACCCGAAACAGUUUGCUUCGACGCCAUGGAGGAGGCGGAACUGGAAGCCGGUCACUUGUACGACCAAGACAUGGAACAAGACUCGGGCUAUGAACAUGCUGAAGAUCCACAAGCGCAUUCUGUGUAUGACUAUGAAGAGGUUGACACCAUUUGCUUUGAUGCCAUGGAAGAUGCAGAAAUGGAUGCCUAUGAAUCACGCAGCGAACAGGUCCAAGUCACAGAAAGUUCCCUAGACGACGAACAAUCUUUGGACAAACAGGAUUCAGUGCUGGAAGAUCAAACCGACGAGGGAGAAAUCGAAGACCUGAUUACUCCUGGAUCUCCAGAUUUAGUCUCCGAAUCAGCGCAAGCCCCAGAAAGACCAGUGCAAAACGGUUCUGACGAAGCUGCUUCGCAACUUGAACCAUCAUCUGAUUUGGGUUCCCUUGAGGAUGUUGAAGCUUUCGACGAACAAGAGGAACAUGAUGCGAGUAGCAUUAUCACCAAUUCCGAAGAAGAGCAACAACCCAUUGGCCAAGAGACUCAGACGGAGGAGACCGAGUACUCUCCUAUUCGACCUUUUGCAUUCGAUAUAUCCACACCCGAGCCCACGUCACCCUCCAUUGCCAGCGAAGAAAAUGAGUUUGGCAGCCCCCUGCAAAGGAUGUAUGCGACUCCCUCACCCGUGUCGAUGCCACAGAUCGGUUCAUUUACUCCACCGACCAUGGAUCGCCCGGACAACAUGGAGAAUGAUGACCCCACUCCUCGCGCAAGGAAUGCCAGUGCUGGCAUGCGCUUGGGCGAGAUAAGUGAGCCAUCUCCAAGCGUUCAGGUUGAUAGCCCUACGUUGAUGACACCCAGUCUCUUCAACACUCCAAGUGUUGUUGAUAAUCGGCAAUCGCCCCUCGACGCUGGCCUGGGCUUCACACCCCUAGCACAUAAGUUUGGCUGCUGGGAGACCAAUACACCAUCGCAAAGGAGGUCCCUGCGUCCUCGCCGUCGUGGAGUUUUCUCUCUAGUAGGACCAUUGGAUCGCACCAAGACAGAAACUCCCGUGCAGUCCAGUGCAGUCUCAUAUCCUGAUUUGUCUAACAGUCCGUUGGCAAAUACCCCUUCUUUGUUCGCAGAACUGCCCCUCCAGCCUCAAAGUGAAGGUACUAGCGUAAGCCCCGAGCAAGAUCAGACCCCACAGCCUUCUUCAAUCUAUGAAGAAGAUGCAUUGAUUCAAUCACCGAGCAAAGACACGGAGAUCUAUGAAGAUCCUAGUAUGGACAUUUUGGAGGACGACAAUCAGGAACAAACGACUGUGAAUGACCACACUGCUGCUGAACCCCAGUUCUAUGAGCAAGAAAAUCUUGACGAGGACAAGGAGAAUUGCGACUUUAACAUUCUUCCUGCCACCCCGAUGAAAACCAAGUCGGAAGAGAUGCGCACCGUCCAUACAGUGUCGAAGGUGCCUUUGAAAGCAGAAGGAGAAGUAUCACCUAUAAAAUUAUCACGGAAGAGAGGCCUGUCAAUGUCAAACAUGUCUCCCACUCGGUCAUCUCCCCGAGUGCGCAAGCCAACCUUCAUGCCACCGGAAGAAAACAUACCUGUUCUUUCUCCUGCUCGCAGGCAAUCGCGGGCAAACAGAAGUCCUUCACCAAAACGACGCCUAAGCACCGCUCGACGCAGCAGUGGGAAGUCCGCAGCCACGGCAUCACCAAGUGAACAUGCUGCAACUCAAAGCCCUGCCAAGAAAGCCCGCAGGAGCAUGAGCAGUAGCCCGCAAGCUCUGCAUGGUGCAGUUGUGCACGUCGAUGUCCACACCACCGAGGGUGAAGAUGCAUCUGGUAUCUUCGUCGAGCUAUUGCAGCAGAUGGGAGCUCGAUGCGUCAAGUCUUGGUCUUGGAACCCAGCAUCAAACCAUUCCGAUGUUGACGGCGCCGAAUCAAAAGAAUCGAGGGUUGGAAUCACACAUGUUGUGUACAAGGAUGGUGGCUUGCGGACGUUGGAGAAAGUGAAGAAAGCAAGAGGCCUCGUAAAGUGCGUUGGAGUCGGCUGGGUUCUUGAUUGUGAACGGGAAAAUCAAUGGCUCGACGAGACACCCUACGCUGUUGACAGCUCCAUUGUCCCGCGUGGAGGCGCUAAGCGCCGCAAAAGCAUGGAGCCUCGUGCGUUGAGCAAUGUCAACGGCACUCUCGUGCGUAUAUCCGAGUCUUCCGCUCCCUCCGCCAGUGGACGUCGCAGCGGUGUAGACCAGGGCGCUGUCGAUGGUUUCCGCAAGAUCACUCCCCCGACCCAUCAGCAAGAAGCCCCGUCAACCCCCACACAGCAGUCAAACCCUGCUGACUACGGAUUCCCCGCUACUCCUGGCUACAACUUUGCCAACCUUGACGCCAUUGCAAUCUUGCCCCCUAAGCAAAGCAACCGCGGAUUGUUCCCUGGUGCCAAGCCCUCGAGCAUCCUGGAAGAUGAGGAUGAUGAUGACCCCAGACGCAAGCAGCGUUUCCGCAUGGAAGCUGCUCGCCGUAAGAGUCUUGUUCACAAGCCUGCCGUUGCUAGCCCGCUUCGUCGGUGA